Molecule: messenger RNA, 1311 nt
Organism: Ostertagia ostertagi
Lineage: Eukaryota; Metazoa; Nematoda; Chromadorea; Rhabditida; Trichostrongylidae
Source: the annotation of a GenBank genome assembly
AUGACCCCGGCUCUCGCCCAGCAACAGGGUGGUCCGCCGCCCGCCGUGCUGGUCCAGCCCGCCGAGAUGAAGCCGAUCGCCGACCAGUCCGAGUUCAUCGGCCGCGUCGCCGCCGUCGACAAGGUCGAGCUGCGCGCCCGCGUGAAGGGCUUCCUCGGUCCGCGCAAGUUCGCCGACGGCGAUCAGGUGAAGAAGAACCAGGUCCUCUUCACCAUCGAGCCCGAGACCUACCAGGCCGCCGUCGACCAGAAGAAGGCCCAGCGGGAUGCCGCGAUGGCGGCGCUGGCCAAUGCCGACAUGCAGUUGAAGCGCGCCGCGGAGCUGCUGCGCUCCAACACCGGCACGCAGGUCACCUACGACCAGCGGCUCUCCGAGCAGCUCCAGGCCAAGGCGCAGGUCGAGGACGCCAGCGCCCAGCUGCGCGACGCCGAGCUGCAGCUCUCCUACACCGAGAUCAAGUCGCCGAUCGACGGACGCGUCGGCCGCGCCGCCUUCUCGCCGGGCAAUCUCGUAAGCCCGGACUCGGGCGUGCUGGCCACCGUGGUCAGCGAGCAUCCGAUCCGCGUGCUGUUCCCGGUGACGCAGCGCGAGCUUCUCGAAGCCAAGCGGAACUCCGGCACUGACCCCGAAGGCAUCCUGGUCCGCCUGCGCCUGGCCGACGGCUCGAUCUACCAGGAGAAGGGCAAGAUCGACUUCAUCGACGUCACGGUCGACGCCAAGACCGACGGCCAGAUCGUGCGCGCCACCUUCGACAACAAGAACGGCGUCCUCACCGACGGCCAGACGGUUCGCGUCAUCAUCGAGGGCGAGAAGGUCCCGACCUCGGUCGCCGUGCCGCAGGCCGCCAUCGCGCAGGACCAGAGCGGCGCCUACCUGUUCGUCGUCAACGACAAGAACGUGGUCGAGCAGAAGCGGAACCCGGACGCACGCGCCGCGCUGCUCAAGGUCGUCGCCACGGCCGAUGCUUUCGUCCAUGCACUGCGGCCGCAGGCCAUCGAGGCGCUCGGCCUCGGCUACGAGGAGAUCCGCAAGGUGAAGCCCGACAUCGUCUAUGUCGGCGCCUACGGCUAUUCGGCCGGAAGCCCUGAUGCACCGCCAGCGCACCGGCGAGGGCCAGUUCGUCGAGGUGCCGAUGUUCGAGACCAUGUCGGCCUGGCUGCUGGUCGAGCAUCUGUGGGAGCGGACCUUCAGCGACGAGGGCGAGGUCGGCUACACGCGCCUGCUGGCCCGCACCCGCAAGCCCUACCGCACGCUCGACGGCUGGAUGGCGAUCCUGCCCUACAACGACAAGCACUGGCGCAACUUCUUUGA